AUGCUCUGAAUACCCGUUUCUAUUUGAUUCUGCAAAAUCCAGUCAGAGCAAAUGCUUCUUCUACAGAGCGCCAUCAAAACCCUACCUACUGAUCAAAGCAUCUCGUCGUCUCUCUUCAAGCGCCGGACUACUCUGCUGCCGAAACCUUUCUUUCCCGGCUUUGAUUUGAGGUUUAGUUUGGGUUGCAGAACGAAGAAGGCCUCACACCUUGCUUCCAAAACUAGGACCCAUGCCACUCUUCUUGAUACCCCCGUCUUGUGGGCGGGCAGAGUUGCCAUCUUCUACGUCCUCCUGAAAGCUGGAUUGGCUGGAUCGCCUUCUAACCCCAUCUUUUCAGAUUCUGAGAAUGGUGAUGCCGAUGACAUGGGAUUUGCUAAGUGGUUCGAUCGGUGGAGACGAAAUCCAGAAAAAGAAGCCGCUGACAAAAGGAAACUAGUAAGCAAAUGGCAUCCAACAACCAAGGGUACCCUUAGACGUAAUUACAGGGUGCCGUCAAAAUCUGAAGGUCGGCGUCUUCUUAGAGACAUUGCUUCCUUACUAUCAGACGAUGACCAUUUUAGAGAUGCCACUUCUCACAAGGGUUGUCAGAUCAGGAGGGAGAGUGCUCAUGGAGAAAGUGUGUGUUGCAACAAUGUGAGAGCUCUGUUUGAUGAGCUCCCGACACCACACCUAAUAGUAGAGAUCACACCUUUCCCUGCGGGGCCUUUAUCGGAAAAUGACUAUAUCAAAGCCGAGAAACUGGAAGUCGUCCUUAGAUCAGGCCCAUCGGUUUAAAAAAUGUUUCACUGCCUUAAAACUCGGUGUAUAUUGUUCACUUCUGUCAGCUUCACUGUAAUUAUCCACAGUUUUUGUCAUUGAAGCCAUCUUCCAGUUUAUGUCAUCAAUUAUAUUUAGAUUAAAAAAAACUUAUUGGACUUUAUUUGGAAUUUUAUGCUGGUG
Cuscuta epithymum is the source of this 939-nucleotide messenger RNA. The record is from the annotation of a GenBank genome assembly. Lineage: Eukaryota; Viridiplantae; Streptophyta; Magnoliopsida; Solanales; Convolvulaceae.